Messenger RNA from Fusarium tjaetaba, 423 nucleotides. RefSeq lists its product as uncharacterized. The transcript is spliced from 12 exons. The record is from RefSeq and is a predicted model, not a curated record. The coding region runs from base 1 to 423 and encodes 140 amino acids. NCBI's taxonomy places the organism in Eukaryota, Fungi, Ascomycota, Sordariomycetes, Hypocreales, Nectriaceae.
AUGGCUCCCGAUGCUGCGGAUUCGGCUUCGGCCCCCUCCUCCUCCCCCGCUGCCCCCUGGUCUGGGCCUCCCAAGCCCAAACGCCUUCCCAAACGCAAGCACUACCACAGUGAGCUCGCCUGGAUUCAUGCUGAGCGCGCGCGCCUUGCGGAGCGCCUCAAAGUUGUCGAUAGCCUUUGCAAAGAAGACGCCGAGUCUAUCGACGCCUUCAAGGAUGAGAUUGCGCCUCUCAGGAAACGGGUCGAGGCUCACGCUGAGGCACCGUCCUCUAGCCUGACCCCUAGCCUGGAAGAAUACGUGGCGAGAGGCCGAAGGAUGGUUGAUGAGGCGAAGGCUGCCGCUGCUGCUUCCAAGACCGAGGGUCCCGAGCCCAACUCCUCGAACUCGACUACAAUUACUCUUUUUAGUCUCACAUACGAGUAA